Messenger RNA from Lottia gigantea (owl limpet), 2227 nucleotides. RefSeq lists its product as hypothetical. Gene Ontology annotation, cellular component: membrane. The record is from RefSeq and is a predicted model, not a curated record. NCBI's taxonomy places the organism in Eukaryota, Metazoa, Mollusca, Gastropoda, Lottiidae. Bases 1 to 1887 code for a protein of 628 amino acids. Gene Ontology annotation, biological process: transmembrane transport. Gene Ontology annotation, molecular function: transmembrane transporter activity. The transcript has 21 exons.
AUGCAGGUCCAUCCAGAAGAGGCUAAUUCAGACCCUUUGAGUGGUCCAAAUGAAAACCGUACAGUUCGUGAUGUUCUCUUCAUUGUUCUUAUGCUUGGCUAUAUGGCGGGAAUGGGCUACGUUUCGUAUAUAGGAAUAACAAAUGGUAAUCCUUACAGCCUGUUUUAUGGAACGGAUAGCUGGGGUAAUAUCUGUUCCCAACAAAAUGAAGCUAUCAAAGGAUCCAAUCUAUCCGGUCUAGAUAUGAGAACAAAGCCCUAUAUAUUUUAUUUUGAUAAAGAUAUAUUAAAAGAUGUUGCUUCUGGUCAUUAUCUUGAUUCUACAUCUAAAGCGAUAUGUGUAUCGGAAUGUCCUAAUGAAACUUUAUCAAGUGUUGAAGAGAUGCAGGAAUUUGCCAAUGGAACCAACAGUAUGUUAUGUCAAUAUGAUGUUCCUGUUAGUCAGUAUUACUCUGCAGAUCCAAACUCUACAGAUACCUGUCCUACUUUACCAAUUGAAGAAACCACGGAGAUCUUUUUUAGAUGUAUACCACAAAGCUUAACAUCAGUAUUGGACAAGUUUGGUGACGUAGUAAACAGUGUAUUUAACCUUUUUGAUAACGAUUUUACUGAGAAAAGUUAUGCGGAUCUUCAAACUUAUUGGAAGGAAAUUUUAUAUAUUUCUUCAGCUUCUCUUGUGAUUUCAUUUAUUAUAAUUCAAUUAUUAACCUACACGGCUGGUAUAGCAGUAUGGACUGUCUAUAUUCUAAUGAUAUUAGGAUCAAUUGGUGGUAUAGCUUUCUGCUGGUACACAUACUUUACCCAAUCCAAAACACAGACCUGGCUUAUUAUUUCAAUCGUUGUCUCAGUUGUCGGGGUAUUGUUACUGUUGAUUUUAUUGUUUAUGCGGAAACAAAUAGCUUUGGCUGUACAGUUAUUUAAAGAAUCUGGUAAAGCAAUAAGGAAAAUGCCUAUUUUACAUAUUCAACCAUUUAUAACAUUUAUAGUACGAAGUGGAACUGCUGCUGGUUUAGUUUAUAUUUUCUUAUAUCUUUUAACAUCCAAAGAAACAGCUUUAAAUGAAAACAACGGACACGUAACCAAAAUUGAAGAUCCCAAAAUGAACUAUUUGUUAGCUUAUUAUGUAUUGGGAUUUCUGUGGAUGAUGGAAUUUAUAUUGGGUUGUGAAAGAAUGUUGAUAUCUGGAGCUGUCGUUCGGUGGUAUUUUUUAAGAAAUAAAGAUGACGUAAAAUCACCCAUCCUGAAAUCAUAUAAAACUAUGAUAAGAUAUCAUCUGGGAUCUAUUGCUUUUGGGUCACUACUGAUUGCUAUAGUCCAGUUAAUAAGAAUUAUUGUUGCCUUUAUUGAUGCAAGAUUGCGAGGAGCAAAAAAUGUAGUUGCCCAGGUUCUUUUGAAAAUUCUUGGUUGUUGUUUGUGGUUGUUUGAAAAGUUUUUAAAAUUUUUGAAUGCAAAUGCAUAUAUCGAAAUAGCGAUACAUGGUUAUGGGUUUUGUAAAGCUGCUAAAUCAGCAAUGUCUGUGAUAAUAAGAAAUGUUUUACGUGUAGCUGCUGUCAACAGCGUUGCUAGCUUUCUCUUGUUCAUUGGUAAACUUGCUACAGUUGCUGUUGUAGCUGUCAUUGGUUUGGAAGUAUUUAAGAAUAAGGAACUGAAUUAUCUAUGGUUACCAAUAACAUUAGCAUGUAUUAUUUCAUAUAUAAUUGCCUCCAGUUUUCUUUCUCUGUAUGAAAUGGCAAUCGAUGCUUUAUUUAUAUGUUUUAUAGAAGAUUGUGAUAUGAAUGAUGGUUCUGCUAAGAAACCAUAUUUUAUGAGUGCUCAAUUAAUGAAAUAUGUAGAUGACUCAAAAGGAAAGAAUAACGAUGUACCAGCUAAAAAAGAAGUAAAAGAAUAACUCAACGUUUUAAAUUAGAUCCAUCAAGACGUUGAGUAGAUUUAAAGUUAUCCAUAAAGAUGUUCCAAUAGAUUUGAAAUUAUCCAUAAAGACGUUCCAACAGAUUUAAAGUUAUCCAUAAAUAUGUUCCAAUAGAUUUGAAAUUAUCCAUAAAGAUUUUCCAACAGAUUUAAAGUUAUCCAUAAAGAUGUUCCAAUAGAAUUAACGUUAUCCAUAACAAUGUCCCAAUAUAUUUGAAAUAAUCCAUAAAGAUGAUCAAAUAGAUUUGAAGUUCUCUAUAACAAUGUCUCAAUAGAUUUGAAGUUUUUCAUGAAGAUGUUCCAACUGAUUUAAAGAUGUU